Messenger RNA from Humulus lupulus (European hop), 982 nucleotides. RefSeq lists its product as uncharacterized. The transcript has a single exon. The record is from RefSeq and is a predicted model, not a curated record. The coding region runs from base 179 to 826 and encodes 215 amino acids. Gene Ontology annotation, molecular function: protein binding. NCBI's taxonomy places the organism in Eukaryota, Viridiplantae, Streptophyta, Magnoliopsida, Rosales, Cannabaceae.
UUGUUCCAUAAUGGCCCAUGGCCCACAACUAUAUAAAACAGAUGUAUUUGGGCCGUGGUGUAAAGGCCCAACAUACAUAAUUGCCACUCUCUUUCACCUAUUCUACUAACUGCUUCACAGUUCAUGCUCAUCUGAAAUACCAGACAAUCACCAGAUAACCAGAAAAGAAAUAUCAGAAAUGGCCGAAGAGUUGGUCGUACAACUGGCCUUCUUCCUUAUGACCUUAGCGAUGUUCUUCGCUGUAUUGAAAUAUCCCAAACAAGCCCUAACCAAGUUCCGCACCAAGAACCGAAACCGAACCACAGUUCAGUCCAGCCACCACUUAGCUCAGGCAUCGAACCUGUUGGAACGGACCCGAUCCAUUCAUCGCAAGGCCCAGUCUCUGGCCCACGCCAAGAACGCCCUGGCGGAAGCGGAGAAAGUCGUCUCUCUCUCCCCGAGAGACCCCGCCGCUCAUAUCAUCAAAGCCCUGGCUUUGGAUCUCAUGGACCGCCAAACCUCCGCGCUGCGAUCCCUUGAUCUGGCGCUGUCUCCUCCAUGCGCAAAGUCCCUUUCCCGAGGGGAGCGUGGGGACGCGCUGGUCAAGCGGGCCGAGCUUAAAUUGGCCAUGAACCGGAAGCGUCGGGUCGACUCAGCAGUAGACGACCUGAUUGAGGCAGUCCGGUUGUGCGAUGGCGAUGCCGGAUCGAGGGCGUUGUGUUUAUUGGGUCAAUGUUACGAGUGGAAAGGAUUGAUGGAAAGUACUCGGGAGAAUUGUGAGAAGGCAUUGAGUAUGGAACCCGGUUCGUUCGUAGCUCGCCAAGGGUUGGGCCGAUCGGGUUCGUAGCAAAAUUAAACCGGUUUCAAAUUUUGCUUUCUACAGUCCGUGUGCAAUUUAUUCAUUAGAUGAGGACGAAAUGAUCAUAUUUUUUCAUUUUUCAUUUUUAUUUAAUUGUAUGUUUAACUUGGCGUAUCAAUCCUUCUCAAUUAAAAAUUCAUUACA